GGAAGACUUUGGCUGUGUUUGGUAAUUAGGGUUUCCGCUAGAAAUUGGCAGAUUUGACCAAUUUUGCUGUUUCAAGAAUAGGAAAUGCCGUUUUUUUCAUGUUUGGUAAACAGAGGUUUUGCCUAGCGUUUUUACAUGGAUCCGCCAAAAGCAACACGCUACAACCAGGAGCGUUUAGAGGUUGGCCUUUUCAAAUAAUUAUUAGAUUGACAAAUCUGUCCUCUCAUCUUUUAUUAUGUUUUCCGGUGCCAUUGUUGAAAGCCUGCUACGUUCUCACUGCUUCUCUGAGACACUGGGAGUAUGAAACCCCUUUUAUUAAGAGCUCCUUAUUCUUAGAUCUACUGUCAGUCUAUUGCCACAACCUACUGCCGCCUGCUGCUAUAGUGCAAUCACCGCCUUUCGCUGGAGUUCCAUCGCAGUCGGUCGCCAAAAAUUAACUACCAUCGAUUGCUGGUCGCCGCCCCUUGAAUUUCCCCCAUCUCAUUGCCACCGAUAUGUCAGAAUCUCACUCCUGGUUUGCCGUCAUCAUCGGGCAACUACGUCACCAACGAACUGACUUUGACUA
Molecule: messenger RNA, 565 nt
Organism: Cuscuta epithymum
Lineage: Eukaryota; Viridiplantae; Streptophyta; Magnoliopsida; Solanales; Convolvulaceae
Source: the annotation of a GenBank genome assembly